Molecule: messenger RNA, 2720 nt
Organism: Carassius auratus (goldfish)
Lineage: Eukaryota; Metazoa; Chordata; Actinopteri; Cypriniformes; Cyprinidae
Product: SITS-binding protein
Exons: 10
Coding region: 615-2699 (694 amino acids)
Source: RefSeq, a predicted model, not a curated record
CACCUGCUUAAACAGCUACAGGCUGCGCGCAGGUUUGAGGAAUAUAUUGCUAGUCGAUCUCUCUGCACGCGCAUCUCCAAUUGCCAAGCCCGUGCACUCAGUGGGAAUGGGUGAUUCACCGUACACUGCGCGCUGACCGGCUCCUGACCGGGGGCCCCGGGAAUCGCUAAGCUCGCCUAAUCACUUUCUCUCGUACCUUUCUGAAGAAGUAGUAUGGAGUUACGUCACAGCAGCGCGCAAAAGUGCAGUCCAAGCAAAUAAGACGCCGAGAAGCUAUUUGUAGGCAUUGCUGCCAAACCCGGGUAAGCUGCUCACUCUUCGGCAACCAGUGCUUUAAACCUGCUACAGCACUGGAAGCAGCAUGCAUGCUUUUUUUCGAUUUAUUCUGGAAUGAUUGUGUAUGGAGAACUUGACCAGGAUCCGUUGAUGACCGGCGGCCGGUGCGCGCAACAACGCAAUUAGAUCCAAUCCAAAACUUCACGUUAACAGACAGUCGAGCGCCCGAAGGAGCGCGACAUGAUGACGAUUCUGCAUGUUUUAGCAGAGGGAUUGUUACUUUUUAUCAUCACGUUUGAUUAGAUAUUUUUCGUCGUCUUCUUCUUUGUGAAAUCAGCAUGCCACACUCUCGCAACAGGAACCCAAGCCCGAUCCCAGAGGUGACAUGGGACACGGGCUUGAAAGAGAUGAACGAGACCUGGAAGGGGGCUAUUGCUUGCUUGGGAGUCGCUGUCUUUUUUGUCAUGACAAUUGGGAUCAUUUAUUGGCAAGUUGUGGAUCAGCCCAACAAGAACUGGGUCCUGAAGGGGAGCUUUAGUGGGCUGAUUUGGGAGAGACGGACGCAAACUCUCGUCAUACAGACACUGACUGAGGACAAGACGUUUGCGGAGAUAGACGUGGAGAACGCGGGGAACACCGAUGUUGAGGUUCCGUUCGUGAGGAACAUGUGCUGGCUUAACAAAACCGAGUUCUGCUACACUUGGGACUCGGUCGCAGAGGUGAAGAUCUCUCUGGAAACAUCAGAGGAGGACUCAGAGACCGAGUGUUACAGUGUCACCUGGACUCCAAUUCACUGUCAUGUGGACCUGAAGGAUUGUUUCUCCAUGGUGAAUAUUUCGUGGUACGGAGGUGCCAGCGUCCAUGCACCCAACUGGCCAAUAAACGAAGCCAACAUUUCCAUGCAGCCGUUCACAGUCAGCGACCUUAGGGACAACCCUUCUGGCUUCGGGUCAGUUUUAGAACGCUACUUCCUGGGGUCCUCAGGUGUGUCAGUUCUAGUGGCCCCGAACAUCCCGCUUCAUGUAGGAAUGGAGAGCAGACAGCAGUUCUGUUUGCAGACGCCGCCCAGUAUGGAGCGCAUGCCGCUGCAGUACACCGUGUGUGUCGGACACAACAUUCGAGCUGUCCAUCAGGAGUCAAUGCGGCAGCUCUCCACAGCCAGACGAGAGCUGCCAAACAUGGAUGUCUUACGGCUGCCUUUCUGGAAGCUUCUAGCGAACGUGGACUCGGGGGCCAAGCUAGAGCGAGAGCUGAGGACCUUCUCAAACCGGCUGAAACGGCAUCACCUCGGGGAGGGGGUCAUCAGCCUCGACGAACAUUCCACUGCUCUCCUCGCAAACAUGGACCACAGCUACCUCAAUAGCAAGAAAAGGACGUCUAAGAGACAGACGAGGGACCUCCCUUUUGUAAAGCUUCUGAACAUUUCCAUCACCCUGUCCCCGUACCUGAGUGUGGAGUCGCAGCAGUUUCAGACCUCCAUUCAGGAAGGCAUUGAAGACUUCUGGCUGAGUCUGCCCUCAGGACCACAGGGUCGAGCAGUGCCUCUGUUGACUCAGUGGAAAGGAAAAUACAGUGUGAAGCUCAACAUCAGCAACCCAAAAGCCACGAAUUGGUUUGUGGACAAAGUGGACAGUUUACAUAGCCAUUUGGGCAUGGAGUAUGUCAUCCUGGAAGGCGGUGAGGGGAACCCUUUCGAGGAACAGGCCCUGCGCCCCCCUCUGGCAUGGGUUGGGGAUGAAUACAUCAGACGUUUGGCUGACCUGGCAGAAAGGAUAGGGGAAAAUACCAUUGUGACCUCAGGAACAAGGUCCAGACACAAAGCGCUCUUCAUCCGUAUGAGUGCGCUGCAGUCAGACUGGAGUUACUCUGGCCUGAAGGGCAUCAUUCCAUCCCUGCUGCAUCACAGUCUUCUGGGAUAUAAUUUCUUCAUUCCUGAUGCAGUAGGAGGCUCUCUCUCUGCCGAACUGGUUGCCGAUGACGAGCUUUUCGUUCGCUGGCUGGCAAUCGCAGCUUUUCUUCCUGUCAUCAGCUUUCAGACACCUCCAUGGGUCUUUGAGAAGGAAUGGGUCCUAAACCUCACCAGAUUCUACAUAGCCAAGCACCAUGACUUUGUCAUUCCUUUGAUACUGAAAUACGCAGAGGAAUGGCAAGAUACUGGAAACCCCAUCUAUAGGCCACUGUGGUGGAUCAGUCCAAAUGACCCGAUCACGUUUACUAUUGAUGACGAGUUCCUCAUUGGAAAUGAGGUCCUUGUUGCGCCGGUAACUGAGAAAGGAGCUUUACAAAGAGACAUAUACCUCCCGGAGAGUGACUUUCAGUGGCAGAACACUAACAAUGCUCAAGUGUUUGAUGGAGGGACGUUUCUGGAAAGUUACCCGGUCGGCCUUGGUGACGUGGCGGUUUUUGUACAAUGGAGAUCAUGAGGCCUAUUUACCACUUUUUUC